AUGGGUAUCUAUACUUUUAAAGGACAACUUGUUAAUCGAUAUCCAUUAAUUUUAAAGAGUCUAUCUGAAAUACCAUAUCCUAAAUACAAUUGUUUAUUCAUUGAUGCUUCUUUAUUAAUUGUUAAAGGAAUUCAUGCAGGAGUUCAGACAGAAUUGCGUACAGCAAAUGCUCGCCAGUUGUUCAAUAAUGUUGUGCAUCUCGUGCAGCCAACAGAUUUAAUUUUUAUCGCUUUUGAUGGUCCAUUUUCUAAUGCAAAACAAUAUACAGUAUUAAACAGAAGAUAUGUUUAUAAAUCAAUGCCAAUCGAAACAUAUAAUCAGAUAUUUGAAGAUGAUCUAAAGAGUUGGAUUGAAGAACUUAUUAAUUUUGAUGAAUAUUGGCAGAAGCCAAGGGUCAUAUUUUCAGGUUCAAAAGUUCCAGGUGAAGCUGAAACAAAGAUCUUUGAUUUUCUUCGUCAAGAAAUACACAAACCAGAAUGGGAUCCAAAUAAACGCCAUUGUAUCGUGACAAAUGAUUCUGAUUUAAUCCUGAUGUCUUUGAGAUCACAUAUUCCGAAUAUUGACAUUUAUAACGAUAUAUACCAAAACAAAAUAAGGAACGGAAUGUUAGAGCCUUAUAAAUAUCAACUUACUUCGUGA
Messenger RNA from Trichomonas vaginalis G3, 639 nucleotides. RefSeq names its product 5'-3' exonuclease protein. Gene Ontology annotation, cellular component: nucleus. The record is from RefSeq and is a predicted model, not a curated record. The coding region runs from base 1 to 639 and encodes 212 amino acids. Gene Ontology annotation, biological process: nuclear-transcribed mRNA catabolic process. The transcript has a single exon. Gene Ontology annotation, molecular function: 5'-3' RNA exonuclease activity; RNA binding. Lineage: Eukaryota; Parabasalia; Trichomonadida; Trichomonadidae.